Aquila chrysaetos chrysaetos is the source of this 10311-nucleotide messenger RNA. It is a transcript of the gene SHF, whose product is annotated as Src homology 2 domain containing F. The transcript has 8 exons. The coding region runs from base 158 to 1621 and encodes 487 amino acids. NCBI's taxonomy places the organism in Eukaryota, Metazoa, Chordata, Aves, Accipitriformes, Accipitridae. The record is from RefSeq and is a predicted model, not a curated record. Gene Ontology annotation, molecular function: phosphotyrosine residue binding.
GGCGGGCGGAGCACGGCGGGGGGGGAAGCCCCGCUCGGAGCAGCCGGCGCGGCGGCUCCGGCAGGUGGCACUGGCCGCCUCCCCCGGCCGCCUCCCCCGCUCCCCCCCCGGCCCGGGCUCCGCCGCCGCCGCCGCCGCGCUCAGUCCGCCAGCGCCGAUGCUGCUGAGCGGAGCGGCGGCCGGCUCGGAGCGCGGCGGCGGCGGCGGCGGGGCGGGAGCCGGGGCGGGGGCCGGCGGGGCUCCGCAGUGCGUGGGCACCAUGGCCCGCUGGCUCCGCGAGCACCUGGGCUUCCGCAGCGCCAAGCCCGCUCCCCCCGCGCCGCCCAAGCCCGACUACCGCGCCGGGCCGCCGCCGCAGCCGCCCCCGCCUCCCGGGGGCGCCGCCGAGCCGCUGGCCGCCGCCCAGCCCGACAUCGUGGCGGCCUACCGGCUGCAAAAGGAGCGCGACUUCGAGGACCCUUACAGCGGGGCGCCGCUGCCCGCCGCCCCCGACGGGCCCCGGUACGUCUCGCCCAAGCACCGGCUCAUCAAGGUGGAGGCCGUUGAGAAGGUGCCCGCCAGCCCCCCGCCGCCGCCGCCGCCGCCGCUGCUGACCCCCGCCGCCCCCAGCUCGCCCCUGGCCGGCCCGGAGCCACCCGACGAGCCGCCGCAGGAGCUGGCUGUCCUGGAGGACUACGCAGAUCCCUUCGAUGCGGCGCAGGUGGCUGGUAGCCAGGCAGGGCUGGAGAAGGUGACAGAGAACGAUGGAUACAUGGAGCCAUAUGAAGCCCAGAAGAUGAUGGCUGAGAUCCGCCAGAAGGGCUUACGGGAGGCUCCUGCCCGGCCGCUGCACCUCUACGACACUCCCUACGAGCCUGUGCUUGGAGGGCUGGACAUGGACGGUGAACGCCCGGCUUGCCACAGGCCCAGGGAGUCCCGGCUGCCUGAGGAUGACGAGCGGCCGCCGGAGGAGUACGACCAGCCCUGGGAGUGGAAGAAGGAGCGGAUCUCCAAAGCCUUUGCAGUUGAAAUCAAGGUCAUUAAAGACCUGCCAUGGCCACCGCCGGUCGGACAGCUCGACAGUGGUGAAAGCCCCCCGGACAGUGAGGCUGGUGCCUCCGUCCCUCUGCAGCACGGCCAGCCCAGCUACGAAGACGCCAACGGUCCGUCGGAGGGGCUGGGGUACGGCCGCACCUCGCCCUGCAGGGAGGAGAAGGCCAGGGCUGCCCUCAGGCACGGCUCCAGCAGCCUCAAGAGCACCAAGACGCUGAUUGCUGAGCCUGGCCCCUUUGUUGGGGAGAGGAUUGACCCUGCCCUGCCCCUGGAGAGCCAGUGCUGGUACCACGGGGCCAUCAGCCGGACGGACGCAGAGACGCUGCUGAGGCUGUGCAAGGAGGCCAGCUACUUGGUGCGCAACAGCGAGACCAGCAAGAACGACUUCUCCCUCUCCUUGAAGAGCAGCCAGGGCUUCAUGCACAUGAAACUGUCCCGGACCCAAGAGAACAAGUACGUGCUGGGUCAGCACAGCCCGCCCUUCGACAGCGUGCCGGAGAUCAUUCAUCACUACGCCAGCCGCAAGCUGCCCAUCAAGGGGGCUGAGCACAUGUCCUUGCUUUACCCAGUGGCUAUCCGUACCCUAUAGUACUCGCCCCCCAUGAGCCAGGCUGGAGGCCGGGUGCACCCAAAACUGGUGCAUCCGCAGGGCCGAGCGCCGCUGUGCUGAGGAUGGGCUCCGGACCAGCAGCCCACGGGCACCUCGCCGGGCACAGCCGGCACUGUUGGGGAUUGCUGCAGCCGGACCCCCUGUCCCACUCGCUCGGGGGGCUCCUGUGCGCUGGUUUGCCCACUGGGACGGCGCCAGGGGACUCCCUGCACGAGGAGCUGAGUGGGGCUCGCCGGCUGCCCGCUGCCCUCACCUGCCUCCUGGCAGAGCUUGGGAUGCAAGGACUGGAGCUGGGGCCUUGGAGAGGCUGGGGAGGGGGCUGACGUGCAGGAAAAGGGGGAGAGAUCAUCCGGUAGCAGGCCUGAGGUGCCUCUGUGAGGGUCCCUGGCUCUGCCCACGGGAGACAAAAUGGCUGUGCCCGCAGGCAAGGAGGCUGGCAGGGGGCGAGCAGUGGCCUGCUCACGGCUAGCGAGGCGGCGGGGGGCCGGGCAGGUCGGUGGUGGCCCCCACCCACACAGGUGCUCGGUACUCGCUGCCAUCCUUUGCCAAAUGUAAAUAGUGACCGGUCUCGGCUGCGCGUGCAGCACCACUGCCUAAUAAAGCGGUGCAUGGUCACCUCCUGCUCCGUGGGGACCGCGCGCCCGCAUCCCACCACCUUGAGUGGGGGAUUGGUGUGGCAAAAUGGUGGGGAGGGGGAUUUUAUUACACAAAGGCUGUAAGCAAAUUGAUCUUUCCUUCACUCUUGUGUACACUGAGACCUGUGUGCCCAAGCGGUCCAGCCAGCUCACUCAUUUGAGACACGGGGGACAAGGAAUGCCAGUGGUCACGUCCUUGCUAUGUCUCUGGGACCCUUUGCAGGCAGUGAUGCUUGUUAUUCCCUGUAGAAGGGGGUGCUCUCUGGGAUCUUUUGCCUCAUUGUUUUCCUUCACCCCUUCUAAGUCUUAGGCAAAAUCCCUGAAUUUCACGGACCUCCUGUUCUCCUCCUCUGGGUAUUUACUGGCUCCAGGCCUGUUCUUCGUCUUCCUGACACCUUGUCUUCGGGCCAGCUUGCUCCUUCUCUUCAUUUGGCUGAAGCUACAUCUGGUGCUCCGUAGCACUUAACGCACACCUUGCCAUUUAACCUUGUUCCUGGUGUUGCUUGCUACUGUACCCACGCAUGUGCAUUUCCUCCAUCCAUGCUUCAGACUAAGCUGUCUCGCUGUUACUCCCCUGCAGCACGUUCCCUUUCCCCUUCGCUCCCUGGGUGGUCCCGCAGUGGUCAGCAGAGGGGAUGGCAGCAGCAAAUUCGCUGCUGGACCAGCACAACCUUUUGCAUCAGCGGAGGAAAGCGCUUGGGGCAUUGGUGAGAUGUGUUAGCAGUGGCUUGAUGAAGGCUUUGUGAAAAAGCAUCAUCCUCCCCACCGCCUCCUCCCAGGAAGGAGCCGGUCCUGCUGGUUUGCUGGGGGGGGACGGAGGUGAUCCAUGGGACUGCAGGGACCUUGCGUGGGUGAGCGCCGCAGCCGCAGCCGCAGCAGGAGCUCUGCUCUCCCAUCCAGGGCUCUGGGGUUUUCCAGACUCAAUCUGUAGCUGGGGGAUCGCUGUCCUGGCUGCUCAUCACAGCUUUGAGCUGCCGUGGGGACCGUCGGGCACAGCCAGCGUGGUCCCCCAGUGCAUGCCGUGGUUGGGAGCCUGCAGAAACUCUGGUGGUUUGUUCCAGGAUGCCUCAGGCUCUGCUGCUCCUUAAAAGGCAGUGGUUUGAGCUCGUCAGGCGCCCGGUGUCUCCUUACAGCCCUGCUUGGCUGCUGGCAGCUCCCCGGCUGCCUCUCUCCAUCCCAGGGAGGCAUCUUGUCCAGCGGCAACGGAGGCGACUCCAGCUGGAGGGUUUUUCUCCUGGCAGUGCCACACCAGCGCCUGCAGAAAGGGCUGGAGAUGCAGAAAUCUGCAGAGAUGCUCUUGGAUGCCCUUGCUGCAUUUAAAAGGUUUCAAGGGCCCUUAGCGGCCCUGCUGUGCCCUGACGGCUCCAGUGCAGAGCUCAUCCCAGGGGAUACUCUGCCUUCUCUGUGGCUGCGGCUGGGAAAGCAGAGGCUUCUCCGGUCCAUGCAGCUGGGGAAUGAAGGCACAGGAGAGCCUCCCCACGUAUUGUGGGUUUUUUUCUCAAGAAACUGUGGCAGGGAGCAAACUGCCUGGCAGACAGGGCUGGCUGUAUCAGCAAGCUUGCAGCCUUAGGGUGAAAUCCUGCCCAAGCAGCCUGGAUCCAUCUCAGGGUCAUCCCUGCCGAGGGCUAAGAGGUGUGAGACGUGAGUGUGUCGCACCAGCUCCCCAGAAACAGUCACAGACCAGCAGGACUGCUCUGGACCUGGGCUUUGUGUCCAAGUUCUUCAGCUAAGCAGCUCUCAAUCCUCCCUGUGGCAAUUACAUCCCUCCUCAGCCCUCUCUUCUCCAGGCUGAAGAAGCCCAACUCCCAAGCAUCUCCUUGUACAACAUGUUCUCCAGCCCUGGCCAUCCUAGUGAUCCUCUGCAGGACUCUCUCCUUGUACUUGGGGUCCAGAACUGGACACGGUAUCCAGACGUGGCCUCACCAGUGCCAAAUAAAGGGAAAUAACUACUUCCUUUGACCUGGCUACACUCAUAUAAUAACUUGCAUUGGAACGGACCUCAGGAGGUCUCUAGUUCACCCUCCUGCUCCAAGCAGUGUCAGUGUUGACCAGAGUCCAAGAAGGGCUUUUUUUGGAGAGAAGCAGAACUGCCGUAAGCCCAGCUAGGUUUUUUUUCCCCUCUUCAUAGCAUUACCAGGAGGGACUGGACACCAGGGACAGAUGGCUGCAAAUUCACUGCAACCUGAGGGUAACGCCUCCAGCCCAAUGGAGCCUCCAGCUCCAUGUGGGCCCUCAUGUGGUGGAGGAGGUCCAACAAGAAAGAUGUAGGAGCAGGCUGCAGGAUGCAGAGCACAAAAAGAGCCAGGACACAGGAGGACAAAGAACCAGCCCACAGCUUGACACUGGGUCAGGGGAUGGACCUGAUCUCCUCAAAUGGGGCAGAUCCAAGCAGGUCCUGGGUCCUGUUUGGACCCAGGGGGUCUCAUUUGGGGAUUCGCACAGAAAGUAUGUGACGCUGGGUCUGGCUGGUGUAUUGCAACCUCUAUUUAUGAUGGGAGCUGAUCAGGACCUUCCCAGAAAAUUUGAACUGAAUCUCUCUUACAAGGGUAUUUUAGUGCUAUCUCUGCCAUUCCGUGACUGAAGUGAGUGUUGUUUGGGAAUGGGGUGGGUGGGGGCAGCCAUGCAACAGGGCUAGAGAGGUGACAGGGAAUCCCCAUUCAUGAGGAUGCUAAUCCCCAGGACACAGGCAAGGGCCUGAGCAACCUGAUGUGGCUUUAAGGUUAACCCUGUUGGGAGCAUGAAGGUUGACCAGAGACCUUUGUCUGUAGCAAUUCCCAAUCCACUUGUACCAGCAAUCCCCUGUGUCCUCCUGGCUGCCUCUGUUCUCUCUCUUUCCUCCCCAGAAGUGAAACAGCUCUGUCAUUCAUCGCCUGAUCUCUAGUCCCUUGCUAAGCCCUCCAUAAUCGCUGAGCUGUUUUAGCAUGCUGCAGACCCUGAUAAUGAGGGAAGGAAGUUUGUUUCGUAAUUGGAUUAGCAUGGCUGGGAACAUUGCUCUUGCACAGCGGUCAGGGCUGAGCUGGCAUGGCCCCCAAGCCUCGUGCCACUCUGCCUGGUUGUGGGCCAGCUUGGGGCCAUGCUUACUCCUGCACAGGACUUCACUGGCCAGAAGAUGUAGUCUUGCAGGAGGAAGGCAACCAAGAGGGGUGAAAGGCUGAUUCAGGGCAGAAUUUGAGCUUGCCCUCCUUGGAAGCUGGGGUAUGUUUGCUGAAACUGUCACAGUCCCUAAUGUCUCCCACCUGCUGAAAAUGAAGCACUUUGGUUAGUGUCAAGCCUGCCAUCAGCCUCAUCACCCACCCUGGCACAAGUCAUCAAGGCUCCUGAACACCUCAGAGGCUGGAGGGCAUUACCAGUAACUCUGAUCCUUGCAGGACUGGGCAAAACCCUCAGAUGUGUGUAGGGUAUGGUCCAUCAUCAAUGCCCCCUUCCUGCUCCUCUGGCCUGGAGAAGUUUCCUUAAGCCCAAGCUUAGUGAUUAGUUUAAAACCCCAGCCCUAGGAGUGAUGCUUAAGUUGCUUGAAUAUCACUGAAAACAUAGUGCCCUGUAUUCUGUCUUGAACCACAGCAAUCUGCAGAAGGAUCAAAUAACCCAACAGCUCAGCUGCCAAAGUUUGUAGUGAAGGAGAGAAAUUUGUUCCUGAUCCCUGCAGGCUACCAGCAAAACGUGCAGUGUAGCACAUACGUAGCACACGCAUGUGGUACACACAUGGCCCAGCUAAAAUGCCUCCUUUCAAAUCUUCUCAUAAAGACCAACAUAUUUGACACAAGGGGCAAGUUUCAGCUCCUAACUCAGAGACCACCCUUGCUCAGUCCCUUCGGUACGCUUCCCCAGCAUCGUCUCAAACCAGUUACUUGCUCCUGGUACCCUGUUUGAAAAUUGUCCCAAAACAUCCAUGCUUGGAUGCCUCCACCUAUUUUUAAGUCUACACUUGUGAGCAGUUCUCUCCUUUUCCUUGCACAAUUUUGGAGGCCUGUCUCCAAAAUGGCAUGCUCGGGCAGAUCUUCUGCGUGACAUCUUCCCAGUCAGUGCCUUGCUAGUGAUGUGGCUGUAUCCCUUAUGAAAAGACAUCCCAGGCAUGAUGACUCCACACUCCCAGCCCUGCACUACUUGCUAUUAACAUUGGCCAGGUCAUCCCAAGACUGGGGUGGAGGAACAGUGCUAGAAGCAUCGCCUUGCUCAGAGACACCCCUUUUAAUACAUCAUUUACUUGAUUAGCUGGUUCCUCCUCUGCUAUAUCCAUACCCAUGACUUCCAGCAUUGAAAACUGGUUCAUACUGGGUGCAAAUCAAACUCCUUCCUUAAAUCUAACCAGCCUAAAUGUGCUGCAUCACCUUGUCCAAGUUAAUGAUCAAAGAAAAAUCAUUACGUUACACUGAGACAAUGUAUCUGUGAUAAAUUAUGUUUCCAUUUGCUUUCCUAUCUUGAAGCUGGGUUUCCUUCAAAAGAAACCCCAGAAAAGUGUGAAAGUCUAGAUAUGUUUUAACCCCUCUUUUUCCUUUUCUGGAUGUGGGGCGCACACUUGCUGCAUUUGUUUACUAUUUGAGCCAUACCCAGGUUAUCCUAAAUCUGGUCCUUCCUUCACAGUGAGGUGACCUUCCCUCCUCCUUUCCUCCCUGAUCUCAUGCAGCUCCUCCUGGUUGACCCUCAUCUCAUGCAUUCAAAGUGUGUCCUCAUCUGGUGGUUGUGCUUCAGGCAUUCUCUGUCCUUCACAUCCUGCUCAGCUGGAUGACCUGCACAGCUACAAGUCUUUCUCUUAAUUUCCAGGAUAAAUAUAUGCAUGCUGAAUUUUUCUCCAUUAAGUGGCAGCUCACAGCAAGUCCUGAUCUGUGCCUGCAUGGGACCGGCGGGCUCUCUGCACAUGUGUGUCCUCUCUCACUGUUCCUGUAUGAGGUAGCCUUGCUGCACACGUAGAGUGCACUGUGAUUUACUGCCCAUAUGCAGCAUUACAGCCUCUCUGCGCAUGCACAGCGUGUCCUGAUUUACUGCCUGCAUUAAGGUUUACCUCUCUGCAAAUUCACAGCACGUCUGGUUUUAGUGUGCUCUCUCUGACCGGGCACAGCGUGUCCUGAUUUACAGGGAAGGAUCUUGCAUCUCUUUGCCUCCAUGCUCACACAUGCCGCUGCCCCUCUCCAAGGGGAGUAGUCUGCCUGAUUUGCCCCUUGUGCAUGCAGUGGUCUUGGAUUUACUGCGUGUGCAAUGGGUGGGCACUCCAUGCGGUGUAGUGCUGCCUCCAUGUGCUCAUGACAUCCUAAUUUAUUGCACAUGCAUUAGCUGCUUUCCCAUGCAGGUGCCUUGCAGCCCCUGGACAGGCACAUCGUAGCAGUGCUUUCUGCUAUGUGUGCAAGGCUCUAGCAUCGUGUCCCGGCGUCUGAGCAACCCCCAACUCUAGCUGGUAAUUUAUGGUAAAGAUUGCAGGUUCAGUGCUAUGCUUAAUUCCAUUUUCCUUCCACACAUGCAGGCUGUCUGAGCCUCCUCUGCCCCUAGCUGCUCAACCCCUCUUGUAACUGUGUCUUACAAGGGCUGAGAUGCAGCCUGGCACCACCAUCCUGGGCUGUCCUGGUUCAUGUCUUGGUCUGGAAUCUGUGGGCUGUGUGGUGACUAGGUGCUAAAAGUCCUGCCAGAGGUAAUGGAGGGUGCCUCUGGCGGGCAGCAAGACCCAGUGUCCUGCCAAAUGUCAUUUAAGCCAGAGUCCCGGGUGCUACCCAGAUUGCAGCUCCAGAAACUAAGGUCUUCUCAGGGCAUGUUUAUGGAAUCCCAAUGACUUCCUCUACUGACCUGUUGGCUUGGGAGAGCAAAAGGGGAAAACUGGGUUAUCAGAGACCCCAGAAAUGGUUCAGAGGGCAGAAGGGACCAUGCAGUCCAGAGGACAGUGUUGUCACUCCAAGUUGCAGAAUGUGCCCAUCCAGGCCUACACCAAGAAAGGUGAGGAAGGUGUGACCCACAGCCAUGGCCUAUGGCGGCCCAUGAAGGAAGCAUGGGAGAGGCAGGGUCUCCCAUCCCUUACCCUGGGAAGGUCUCCAGCCCUGUUUGUGAUGCUGGUGACCAGAGCAUGCAGGGAAAGCUGCCGGCUGGGGCUGGGAAGGAGGAGGUACAAGCUGAGGCUUCUCCAGUUUGUAGUAGGGAAGGUGGUCCCUGGUUUUCUUCUUUUUUUCCAGAGAGUGGCUGAGCUAAAAAGCAUCUUGCCCUCUUCUGCUGUGACUUGUCACCGAGCUCCCAGAUGCCGUGGGCUGAGGGAAAUGUUCCAAAUGGGACCAGGAAGGGCUGGAGAGAGUGCAUCACCCACAUGGUGAGGGCUCUUGCCCUUGCAUUUGUCUUCCCACCAGUCCCAAAGGAAGAAACACAUCAUACACCAGAGCAGGCAAGAGAGCAAGCACAGGGAUGUUGCCCAGUCCCCUCUGCAUUGCAGACCCCGCACUGCCCCAGUUAGGUGAGGGUCCCUCUGAAAGUCCAUCAUUCAGGGCGACCUCAAGCUCUGCGGCUCUGGCAUUGUCGGCCCCGCAGACAGCAAGGUAAUUCAUGCUGGCAGCAACUGCUCCCGCUAUCAGCACCGCGAUAAUUGUCCCUGCUGGGCUGGUCCUGCUCAGGGCCGUUAGCAGCAAGAUCCUUCUUUUAUCAUCGUACAUCUCAUUCCCGUCUUGGCAGCUGCAGUAAAUGUCUGUCUGUUAGCGAGGCCGAACGCCCGUCAGGAUGCAAGGUCAGGUCACCCUGUAGUGGCUGAUGAUUUUGACAUGCUUGCAGGUUGCUCAGGGUGUGGAGUGGGAACAUCUCUCUCCUGCGGCUUGAUGCAGGGAUGGGACGGGGUAUCUCAUGGUGGCACCAGCGGGGGACAUCCCUGCAUUGUGCCCCCCCACCCCAUCCAUUCAGCAGUGCAGCUGGUCUGUCCGUGGACUCUGUGUCUGCUGGGAUGCGGGAAGCGGGGACAGGCGAUCCCUCCCUGAUGGCAGAGGCGCUGCUCAUUUCCAUUUAGAUAGAAGAAUUUCAAUCUCGGCUUGAUGUCUUCUUACCACAGUGCGACUCAAGACCCACAUUUCCAAUUUUCUUCCCCAUGCAACACCAGAUGCUCUCUGCUGGCUUGGGAACUGAAGCACAUUAGAGAUGCUGCAGCCCAGCAGAGGUGGACAGUUGGGUGCGUGAACACGGAUGAUUAUCUGUGCGUAGCUCCACAAGGCAGCUGGCGCAUAUAGUUUCUCCACACCCAAAACCGCUGCACUGCCUGCGGCCCAAAGCGCUCCGAUUGCCUCUCACUAGCUCCCUUCCCUACCCCUGUCCAGGGACAGGAGAUUAAAACCAGCAUCCAGAGCUGACCCCCGUGAUACAGGACCCAGAUCACUUGGGGGGCAGAGCAUGGUCACACAAGAAGUCACCCAGGUGACCAUGCCAAUGAGGACAACCAGCUAUUUCUGUCUUCCAGUGGUAAAAAUGGAAGAAGAAAGAAGAAAUCCAGCAUGGGGGUGAGGGUGUCCUUGUUUGCUGCCUACACCGAGUACGUGUUCACUUGCCCACAGAUGGGUGGGUACGGGGAAGCUGGUGAUCCUCGACGUGGUCUCCUCCACCGUGUGCUUCGCGUGCCUGUUCCUGCUGGAAUGAAGAAACACCACAGUUUUGCUCAGCUAAAAAUGCGACAGCUUGCGGAAGAGAAGCUGGAGAGGGUUGGUGGAGGGAGCCACAACCUCGUGGGUGAUGACCGAAGACUCCGGGACGGGCGCCUAUACUUUGAGAAAGGAGGUUGGUUGGCUUAACUAAACCGAGAGGGCACGGAGGCCGCAGAGGCUCCUUCCAGCUAGCGGAGGGCACGUCCCGGAGCAGAAGGCACGGAGAAAUAAAACUAGUUCUGCUGUCAGCGGGACCCAGGUUCUAGCAGAAAGGAGCAGCCGGGAAGGAUCUGCCCAGAGGAUGCCUCGGCAACCAAGUGCAAGCCGGCUGCAGAAAGCAGGAGCUUCUGGAAAGAACAGUGGAGGAGGCAACAGUACCUAAAUAAGGCCUUGGAACUGAUGUAUUUUGAUGCUUGAAAUUGUAUAUAAACUGUGCUUGUUAAAA